GGAUGAUGGAGUGAGAGGCCCGGGAGAAAGGUUCGGGCGGCUAGGAGGAUGAGAAGUUUCGGGUAAAGGCUGGAGACCAGCUUGAGCAGGGAGGGGGUCCCAGGUGGAAAUAUGGACAGAGGCCGGUGGGCUCACAUUGCAGAUGCAAGAGGAGGUUGGGGUGGGAGGUUGGGGUGCUCCGAAAGAACUGGGCUGUGACCCUCCGCAGAGUGCUGACCACGCCCCUUAGGUGAGCCAGCCCAGAUACCCCCGACGGGCUCUGCCCAGCCCUCCCACUCCCCAUCUCACUUUUAGCGGUAACCCUCCUCCCUACCCCCGCUAGGACUGGGAUAGGGUAGAAAAGGUAGACGACGCCACCCCCAUCCUACUCCCCGCCGCGCUCCAGGGCUGUUUGCUUGCAGCUCCCAGGUGGUCACGCUCCCUGCACCUGCGGGGCUAGCGCCCAGGCACGUGAAGAACGGAAAGGAACCUGUUUCCUACUCCGCGCUGGGUUCUCCUGAGGCCACUCCACAAUCCUGUCGUGACUGCCUCACCCCUUGGCGAAAAUAAUGUCUCCAUUAGCAACCCCGUCCCCACUCCCCAAACAGGUUGGUCCUGUCGGGGUGGGGUAUGGUUAAGUACAGGUACACCUGACACUCCAGGGCAGCUGGGGCAGAGGCCAGGGACCUAGCAUCUCUGGGUCCUCCCCUUUUCCCUCCCAGGCCACUUUCCCUCACUUCUACUGCUGGGAAACCAGUUCCACCCUGAUCUUGAUCUCUGCCCCUCUGGGUGAGUGGUUAUCCUUGACCACUUCUGUUCCAUCUGGUCCCAGGAUCGCUGUUGGAGUGCUGGAUGGAGCCUUUCUCUGUCCUCUGUGACAUUUCUAAUUUUAGAUAAUGCCUCACAUCUCUGCCCCCCCCGGGACCCCCUGAAGACCCCAUGAUCCCGAAGAAGACAGCUUGAACCUAGACCUGAGCCCAGGAUGUUGCGGAGGCUGCUGGAGCGGCCCUGCACACUGGCCCUGCUUGUGGGCUCCCAGCUGGCUGUCAUGAUGUACCUGUCACUGGGGGGCUUCCGAAGCCUCAGUGCCCUAUUUGGCCGAGAGCAGGGGCCGACAUUUGACUAUUCUCAUCCCCAUGAUGUCUACAGUAACCUCAGUCACCUACCUGGCGCCCCUGUUGCCCCAGGGGGCCCUCCAGCUCCUCAAGGUCUGCCCUACUGUCCAGAACGGUCUCCUCUUUUAGUGGGUCCCGUGUCCGUGUCCUUUAGCCCAGUGCCGUCACUGGCCGAGAUUGUGGAGAGGAAUCCCCGGGUGGAACCGGGGGGCCGGUACCGCCCCGCCGGGUGUGAGCCCCGCUCCCGCACAGCCGUCAUUGUGCCCCACCGGGCCCGGGAGCACCACCUUCGCCUGCUGCUCUACCACCUGCACCCCUUCCUGCAGCGUCAGCAGCUUGCGUACGGCAUCUAUGUCAUCCACCAGGCUGGAAAUGGAACAUUUAACAGGGCCAAGCUGUUAAACGUUGGGGUGCGGGAGGCCCUCCGUGACGAGGAGUGGGACUGCCUCUUCUUGCACGACGUGGACCUUCUGCCUGAGAACGACCACAAUUUGUAUGUGUGUGACCCCCGGGGACCCCGGCAUGUUGCUGUUGCCAUGAACAAGUUCGGAUACAGCCUCCCGUACCCCCAGUACUUUGGAGGAGUCUCGGCGCUCACUCCUGACCAGUACCUGAAGAUGAAUGGCUUCCCCAAUGAAUACUGGGGCUGGGGUGGUGAGGAUGACGACAUUGCUACCAGGGUGCGUCUGGCUGGGAUGAAGAUCUCUCGCCCCCCCACAUCGGUGGGGCACUACAAGAUGGUGAAGCAUCGAGGCGAUAAGGGUAACGAGGAAAACCCCCACAGAUUUGACCUCCUGGUCCGUACUCAGAACUCCUGGACGCAAGAUGGGAUGAACUCACUGACAUACCGACUGCUGGCUCGAGAGCUGGGCCCUCUCUAUACCAACAUCACAGCAGACAUUGGAACUGACCCUCGGGGUCCCCGGAGUCCCUCUGGUCCCCGUUACCCACCUGGUUCCUCCCAGGCCUUCCGUCAAGAGAUGCUGCAGCGCCGGCCCCCAGCCAGGCCUGGCCCUCUGCCUACUGCCAACCACACAGCCCCCCGUGGUUCACGCUGACUCCUCCUUCCUGCCCUCCUCAAUCAUGAAACUGAAUCAGAGGGGUUGUACUCUCCCCACCCUCAGCUCCUCACUGGUCUUAGAAGGACGUGGGGGGACUGAACUCCAGGCUGCGCUGGAGGCAAGGGCCUCUGCUCACUGCUGGACUGGAGCUGGGCUCCUUCAGUCCUGGGGGUCCCUCUUUCUAGGGUCACCUGCUAGGGCUUAUGACUGUGAAUCCUUGAUGUCAUGAUUUUAUGUGAUGACUCCUCAGAGUCCCUGGCCCCUGGGGUAAGAGCAGGGCUGGACCCCAAGUCCCUUCCUCUUCCGUGGAGAGAAGAGUGAUCUGGCUUUUCCUGGGACCUCUGUGAAUAUUUAUUCUAUUUAUGGUUCUGAGGAAGUACGUUUGGUGAAGGAAGCCCCUCCCUGGGUACUUUCUGCCAGUGCUGGAGUCACUUCCUCUUCUGGACCUGGCUCAGGGGGCUGGGAUUUUGAUAUAUUUUCUAAUAAAGGACUUUGU
Molecule: messenger RNA, 2651 nt
Organism: Neomonachus schauinslandi (Hawaiian monk seal)
Lineage: Eukaryota; Metazoa; Chordata; Mammalia; Carnivora; Phocidae
Gene: B4GALT3
Product: beta-1,4-galactosyltransferase 3
Biological process (GO): galactosylceramide biosynthetic process; carbohydrate metabolic process
Molecular function (GO): glycosyltransferase activity
Source: RefSeq, a predicted model, not a curated record